UUUGCUGCACCGCCUCCUGUUCCUCGCUUUUAAAUUUAUAUAAAGAAACAAAACCGGUAAGAAACGCCCUUGGUUAGCUUGUAUAUUCUGCCAACCUCGCAUUUAGGACUCGCUAUCUCUGUCAAGGUAGGUCUCGCUUGCUGCGAUGCCUCUUUCCACCACCCUCGCCACAACUCGAUGAUCAUGUAUUAUUAACAGCACUACUACUACAGUAGAUGGGAAUAAAGACAAAGUGGGGUGUAGGGAAAAGAAGAGAGAGAGAAAGAGAGAGAGAACAAGAUGAAAAGUACGGACGCACUCGAAAUCGUCAAUCUCGGUUAUCAAACGCCCGUAGACCUUCUCCUGCAAUUUUAUCUCAUCUUAUCAAUCAAUCAACACUCCGCUUAUCGGAGUUCCAUCAGGAGCUGCACGUCUACACACCUACAGCAAAAAAUACCUUCGCAUCAGGCACUUACCACCUGCCACGUCGACUGCGAUAUCCCCUGCACAUUACUUUGGCUCGUUUCUCCGUCAAGACAUCUUUCACCCACGCUAUACUCGUACCUGCAAAUCGCCACGUCCGGAGACGCGCAACUUUAAACGUCGGCGGCUACCCCUCAGAGAUAAGUACAGCCACGUCAAAACAUCCGUACUCCUCGGAGAUACGACAUUGCUCUCGUCGGACCGGCCCAAGUUCCGCUCCCGACCGUCGGUGAUAACUCAAUCUUGAUUUUCUGCAACGCUUUCCCAAAUUGAGGUCUAUUGCAGCACUCCAUCUCAGACCACCUUGCGCUUUCGUCCAUCAAACCCAGCUUCAACCCGGCCACAAAA
This is a messenger RNA of Colletotrichum navitas, 810 nucleotides long. RefSeq lists its product as uncharacterized. NCBI's taxonomy places the organism in Eukaryota, Fungi, Ascomycota, Sordariomycetes, Glomerellales, Glomerellaceae. The record is from RefSeq and is a predicted model, not a curated record. Bases 216 to 695 code for a protein of 159 amino acids. The transcript has a single exon.